Messenger RNA from Hypoxylon trugodes, 1430 nucleotides. Its product is annotated as TIM-barrel-protein domain-containing protein. Gene Ontology annotation, molecular function: catalytic activity. NCBI's taxonomy places the organism in Eukaryota, Fungi, Ascomycota, Sordariomycetes, Xylariales, Hypoxylaceae. Bases 541 to 1377 code for a protein of 278 amino acids. The record is from RefSeq and is a predicted model, not a curated record. The transcript has a single exon.
GUUGACUUUCGAGGUAUUAAUUAUUAAACAUUAGAAGGGGCAUCCAGGCCCCGCCUAUUAAAAAGGAAAUCUAUUACCUUUUAAGGUUUAAAUUAUUAUUUUCUUCCUACAAUAUCGUUAUCAUAUUUAAUUCAAACAUUUAGUGACAAGAAUAGGACCUUGGUUCUCGAGAAACACUCCUUUCAGGCCAUGGAAGAACUUGGCAACUUCUUAUACGAAUACACUUGAAAUCUUUUACUUUUCCUAUUCCCAUUGCCUUAGUAUUACUUUUGAUAUAAGUCUUAAAAAUACCUUCUAUUCAAUUUAAACAUCAUCGGAAAGAGAGUAGCUGGAGAGGUGGUGGGGAAAGAGUUAGAGCUCUGACGUUACCCCCUCCGAAGCUGUUCUAUUACGUAUGAUCCCUCAUGUUUCGGUAUAGUCCGACUCCACUCAUGUAUGAUAAGUCAUUUAUCAACUGCAGGAGAAUUCCUCUUUCCUUCUUUUCCGGAGGCAAGACGUAACUAUCAUAAUUCCCCAACUUUAAGCACCAAUUAAUCCGCCAUGGCGCCUAUCGCUCGUGAAGAAGUCCUGCGUCGUCUAGGCGAAGUAAUCACAUCGCAUCGCCCCAUCGUAGGCGCCGGCGCCGGCAUCGGCCUCUCCGCUAAAUUCGUCGAAGCCGGCGGCGCCGAUCUAAUCAUCAUCUACAACUCCGGUCGCUUCCGAAUGGCCGGUCGGGGAUCACUGGCGGGACUCCUACCAUACGGCGAUGCUAACGCCAUCGUCGUUGAUAUGGCACGCGAGGUUCUACCCGUCGUUCGGGAUACCCCGGUUCUCGCCGGUGUAUGCGGUACGGAUCCGUUCCGGGAUAUGCGGCAAUUCCUAAAACAGUUGAAGGAAUUGGGGUUUAGCGGGGUACAGAACUUUCCUACGGUUGGUCUUAUGGAUGGGAAUUUUAGGGCGAAUUUGGAGGAGACUGGUAUGGGUUAUGACUUGGAGGUUGAUAUGAUUCGGCUUGCUGCUGAGAUGGGGUUUGUUACUUCACCAUACGUAUUUACCGUCGAGGAGGCGGUUAGCAUGGCGAAAGCCGGCGCUGAUAUUGUGGUUGCCCAUAUGGGUUUGACGUCGAGUAAAGGCAUCGGGGCGAAGACAGGGAAGACUCUAGAUGAAUCCGUGAAGUUGAUACAAGAAAUUAGAGAUGCGGUAACGGAAGUAAGGAAGGAUAUCAUAGUUCUGUGCCAUGGCGGACCAAUUGCCGAGGUUCAAGACGCCGAGUACGUCCUGUCGCGGACAAAAGGGGUGCAUGGAUUCUUCGGAGCAAGCAGUAUGGAACGCAUCCCAGUCGAAAUCGCCAUCACGGAGAACACGAAAAAAUUCAAGGAGAUCCAAAUACCGGCAUAAUCAAUUUUGACAUACUGGUUUAAGACAAUAAAUAUCACCCGCGUACUUGAUAG